AUGGACCACCUGACUGCGCUCUUCCAGGAGAUGUGGCGUCAAGGUGAAGUCCCGCAAGAUUUCAAAGACGCAACCAUCGUGCAUCUCUACAAGCGCAAAGGGAAUCGCCAAGUCUGCGACAAUCACCGCGGCAUCUCCUUGCUGAACAUCGCCGGGAAGAUCUUCGCCCGCAUCCUCCUCAAUCGCCUCAAUAACCAUCUGGAACAGGGCCUUCUGCCGGAAAGCCAAUGCGGCUUCCGUCGUCAUCGUGGGACCACGGAUAUGAUCUUCGCCGCCCGUCAACUUCAGGAGAAGUGUCAGGAGAUGCGGACUCACCUGUACUCUACCUUCGUGGACCUGACGAAAGCCUUCCACACGGUGAAUCGUGAAGGACUGUGGAAGAUCAUGCAGAAAUUCGGCUGUCCGGAGCGAUUCACUCAGAUGGUGCGUCAGCUGCACGACGGUAUGAUGGCGCGAGUCACAGACAACGGAGCUGUCUCAGAGGCAUUCGCAGUGACCAAUGGAGUGAAGCAGGGCUGCGUACUGGCGCCUACCCUCUUCAGUCUUAUGUUCUCUGCCAUGCUGAUGGACGCCUACCGCGACGAACGCCCCGGGAUCCACAUCGCCUACAGGACGGACGGUCACCUGCUCAAUCAACGGCGAAUGCACUUCCAAUCACGCGUAUCCACAACCACCGUUCACGAACUCCUCUUCGCCGACGACUGCGCCCUAAACACCACCUCGGAAGAGGAAAUGCAACGGAGCAUGGACCUGUUCUCCGCCGCCUGCGAGAACUUCGUUCUCGUCAUUAACACGCAGAAGACGGUGGUGAUGCACCAACCGCCACCCAACUCAGCCAGAGCCCCCAACGCGCCGCCGCAAAUCAGCGUGAACGGAACCCAACUGCAGGUGGUGGAGAACUUCCCGUAUCUGGGCAGUUCUCUCUCCCGCAACACCAAGAUCGACGACGAAGUCGCCAACAGGAUCUCGAAGGCCAGUCAAGCCUUCGGUCGCCUCCAAAGCACAGUUUGGAAUCGCCACUGUCUUCAGCUGAGCACGAAGCUGAAGAUGUACAAGGCCGUCAUCCUGCCGACACUACUAAAUGGAGCGGAGACUUGGACGGUGUACGCAAAGCAGGCACGUCGUCCGAAGCACUUCCACCUCAGUUGUCUUCGUCGCAUCCUGAGGCUAAAGUGGCAGGAUCGAAUCCCCGACACUGAUGUGCUGGAAGGGACGGGAAUCCUCAGCAUCUACGCCAUACUGAGGCAAAUUCAGCUGCGCUGGAGCAGCCACCUGGUGCGCAUGGACGACGAGCGACUACCCAAACGACUCUUCUACGGAGACGUCACGACGGGUUCUCGCCGUCAAGGAGGCCAGAUUCGCCGUUACAAGGAUACCCUGAAGUCUUCCCUGAAAUGCCUGCAAAUCAACCCCACCAACUGGGAGGAGCUCGCACUCGGUCGACUGACCUGGAGGAGGACAGUGAAGACAGGCGCUGCGAUAUACGAAGCCAACCGCAUCACUGCCGCCAAAGCGAAACGUAAAGCCUGCAAAUCACAACUUCGCCCAGUAAGCAACGCCGCCGCACAACCGCUUCCAACGUUUCAUCGAUGUGAACGGACAUUCCGGGCUCGAAUCGGACUUGUUGGACAUCUUCGGAUUAACUGCGCCUCUCGAACAGCACCAACCAUCGUCCCCCCGCCUGCCUCUUCCUCCUCUCCGCCGCCAACUAACCCUGACAAUUCUUCUGACCCACCACUUCAAUCAUCCUUUUCCUCCUCCUCCUCCUCCUCCUCCUCCUCCUCCUCCUCGCCCACUGCUCCAACGGCGGCCGCUCAGGCGACUGUCCCGCGCACAACAACCGACACUACCACAACCUCCCCCGACUCCAGGGAUGAGGAUCAGGACUACACCUGCCCUCACUGCGACCGUACCUUCACCUCACACAUCGGCCUGGUCGGCCUAUUCGGCCACAUGCGCAUCCACGACGACCUGCGGUAG
Spirometra erinaceieuropaei is the source of this 1980-nucleotide messenger RNA. Lineage: Eukaryota; Metazoa; Platyhelminthes; Cestoda; Diphyllobothriidea; Diphyllobothriidae. The record is from the annotation of a GenBank genome assembly.